AAUGUUCGAGUCUAUAAAAUAUAUAAAUAAAUAAAUUAUUUUUCUCACUAAAAAGUGAUAUAUUCUUGACUAUAAAAUAAGUAACAUGAAUUUAUUGGAAGGUUUAGAAUAUAAUAAUAUUUGUAUGCAAUGUAAUCAAAAAGUGAUAAAUUAUCCAAAUCAACUUUGUAGGAGACAAUUUCUUUCUUCUUCGCGAAUAAAUGAAUAUAGUGAAAUUCGUAGCGUACAAUUUAAUGACAAAACAAGUGGAAAUUUUAAAUUGGAUGAAUUUAUUAAUGAAACUCAAUUAAAUUCAAAAUAUUGUGAUGAUUUUAUCGAAUGGAUUCCACAUUCAAAUUUAGAAAAUGUAAAAUAUUUAACAAAUGGAGGAAAUUCCAAAGUUUAUUUUGGAAAUUGGAAUUUAAUGUUAAACAUGUCUUUGGCUUCAAUAGUUUCAAAUCAAUUAUCUUUUAAAGUUGCUUUAAAAGCCAUUAAUGAUUCCGAUAACAUUAAUGAUCAUAUCCUCAACGAGCUUAAAAUUCACCAUCAAUGCCGUAAUCCAAGAGUUGUGCCAUUCUAUGGAAUAACAAAAGCACCUAAAGGAAAUGAAUACGCCAUGGUAAUAAGACAUGCAAAACAUGGAGAUCUACGAAAUUAUAUUUGUGAUUUUUUUCCAAAAUUAACUUGGACCGAUAGAGUAAAGAUUCUUAUUGAGCUUUCAAAAGCUUUAAAUUCUAUUCAUCAAAUGAAUUUACUUCAUAAGGAUUUCCAUUGUAAAAAUAUUUUAGUAGACGAAGGUGAUAGAAUUUUUAUAAGCGAUUUUGGACUUUGUCAACCAAUUGACUCUGAAAUAGCUUCGGAUAACAUUCAAGGAGUUUUACCUUAUAUCGCUCCUGAAGUUCUAACAUGUAAACCAUAUACAAAACAAUCGGAAGUAUAUAGUUUAAGCAUGAUAAUGUGGGAGUUAGCUUCAAAGAAGCCUCCAUUUUCAAAUAGUUAUAAUCAUGAUAUAGGACUUGCACUUGCAAUUCUUGAUGGACUGAGACCUGAAAUUGUUGAAGGGACACCAGAUUUUUACGCUGAUUUUAUGAGACAAUGUUGGAAUUCUAAUCCAUUAGAAAGACCUGAUGCCUCCCUUUUACCAAAAUUAUUUGAAGAAAUGUUGGAACUAUGUAAAAUGGCUGAUAAUAAUGCAAUUUUAUCAAAAGUGCAAUCUAGUUUUGUAACCAAUAAUAGUGAUAAACCAGGAUAUGAUACUAGAGCAUUUGAUUUAAGUCUUAAUAUGGGACCAACCAGUUACUCUAAUAAAGGAAAAGCAAUUAUGAUAAAUAUGAACAAUUCUGUAGAUGAUAUGGAAUUAUCACCUCAGUCUGCAACAAAUUCAUAUGAGAACAGAUUUCAACCAAAUUAUGAGACCAAAGCAUAUGAAUAUACUCUUAAAGUUCCUUCAGUUCGUAAGUUUAAAUUAUAUUAUAACUUAUUGUUUGAUAAUUAA
Rhizophagus irregularis DAOM 181602=DAOM 197198 is the source of this 1474-nucleotide messenger RNA. RefSeq lists its product as uncharacterized. NCBI's taxonomy places the organism in Eukaryota, Fungi, Glomeromycota, Glomeromycetes, Glomerales, Glomeraceae. The record is from RefSeq and is a predicted model, not a curated record. Gene Ontology annotation, molecular function: protein kinase activity; ATP binding. Gene Ontology annotation, biological process: protein phosphorylation; signal transduction. Gene Ontology annotation, cellular component: cytoplasm.